AUGGAGAAAGCAUUCACAUCAUUUCUCUUAACAAUACUCUUGUUGGUUCAAUAUGUUAUGGCUACUUCAGCCAUGACUCAUACAAACAUUUCCACGGAUCAAUUAACUCUUCUCUCUAUGAAAUCACAAAUUAUUUCAGACAUCUUGGAUGAAAGCUGGUCUCCCGCUACUUCUAUUUGCCAUUGGAUAGGAGUCACUUGUGACUCUCGUCACGAGCGAGUGAAGUCCUUGAAUCUUUCCAACAUGGAUCUUACCGGCAAAAUUCCGAAAGAUUUAGGAAACCUUACAUUUCUUGUUUCUCUUGACUUGAGUGGCAACAAUUUGCAUGGAAAUUUGCCUCAUGAAAUGGCAAACUUGCGUCGGCUUAAGUUUCUUGAUUUAAGUUUGAACAACUUCAUAGGGGAGAUUCCUUCUUGGUUUGGAUUCUUACAGAAACUUGAAGUUCUAAAUCUUGGUAAUAAUAGCUUCAGUGGUACCAUUCCCACUACAGUUUCUAAUAUUUCUAAGCUAGAAACUUUGUGUUUGACAUCCAAUUUCUUAGAGGGUCAAAUUCCAGAGGAAAUUGGAAAUCUUAAAAACCUGAGGACUUUAGACUUGAGUGGAAACAAGCUCGUAUACUCUAUUCCUCCGUCACUCUUGAAUGCCUCAAGGUUGGAGAUUUUAGACAUAUCUGCCAAUUUACUUGAAGGAAACAUCCCAAUAGGGAUUGGCAAUCUUCACAACCUGAACUGGAGAAAGCCUAGUGAGUUUAAGGGAGAUCUUAGCUUGAAGCAAUGGGUGAGUUAUUCACUCCCAGAGGCAAUGAUGGACGUUAUGGAUGCCAACUUGGUUACACCAAUGGAUAAUCGCUUACAGAAGGAGUUAGAUAUCGUGGCAUCAAUCAUGAAAGUAGCAUUAGAUUGUUGUGCUGAAUCUCCGACAAGAAGGACACACAUGAAAGAUGUUGUAGGGAUGCUAUAG
Solanum stenotomum is the source of this 960-nucleotide messenger RNA. Its product is annotated as receptor-like protein 19. The transcript is spliced from 2 exons. The coding region runs from base 1 to 960 and encodes 319 amino acids. NCBI's taxonomy places the organism in Eukaryota, Viridiplantae, Streptophyta, Magnoliopsida, Solanales, Solanaceae. The record is from RefSeq and is a predicted model, not a curated record. Gene Ontology annotation, molecular function: protein binding.